Messenger RNA from Colletotrichum siamense, 1248 nucleotides. RefSeq names its product Meiotically up-regulated gene 137 protein (gene mug137). The transcript is spliced from 4 exons. Gene Ontology annotation, molecular function: protein binding. The record is from RefSeq and is a predicted model, not a curated record. The coding region runs from base 1 to 1248 and encodes 415 amino acids. Gene Ontology annotation, cellular component: cytoplasm. Lineage: Eukaryota; Fungi; Ascomycota; Sordariomycetes; Glomerellales; Glomerellaceae.
AUGAACUUCACCAAGAAAUUCGACCGCGCCUUUCAAUGGGCCGGCGAGAAGAUGGGUUCCGAGUCCAAGACCGGCCACUCGGACGAGUUCAAGAUGCUGGAGCAGGAAAUGGCCCUCCGAUAUGACGGAAUGGAAAGGCUGCAAAAGUCGACCAGCACCUACGUCAAGUGGAUUGCCCGCCGCGGCGAGGGCUUCGAAGACAAGGAGAAGGGACUCCCCAUUGCCUUUGUCGGUCGCAUGAUGAUUUCCCACGGAGAGGAAUUCGAGUCUGAUUCGGAAUUUGGCGCUUGUCUGCUUGCUCUUGGCCGAACCAACGAGCGCCUGGCCGGCAUCCAAGAAGGCUAUGCAACGGAAAUCACCAACAACUGGCUGGAAUCCGUCGAAAGAUCUUUGGCCAUGAUGAAAGAGUAUCAGGCCGCACGGAAGAAGCUCGAGUCGCGUCGAUUGGCCUACGAUGCGAGUAUCAGCAAAAUGCAAAAAGCGAAGCGCGAGGAUUUCCGCCUCGAGGAGGAACUCCGUACCGCACGUGCCAAGUUUGAGGAGGCUGGCGAAGAUGUGAUGCGCCGCAUGCAGGAUAUCAAGGAGGCCGAGGCCGACAACGUCCGCGACCUGACCGGCCUGCUUGACGCCGAGCUGGACUACCAUGAGCGUUGCGCCGAGGAACUCCGCCGUCUCCGCAACGGCUGGGCCGGCAACGCACCCUCAUCCCCGACAGACCGCCGUCUUGGCAAUGGCCGCGGCCGCUCCAACACUUCGCGCUCUUACAAUGACUACUCCUCCCGCAGCCAGCCAGUUGAAGAGGAACCCGAGCCGAUGCCUGUUCGCAUGCCCAUCCGGUCGCAGCGCUCCGAGAGUACCCGAAUUGGCGCCGCUGCGGAGCCCGCGAGACCGUCUAUCGGUAGGUCCCAGACGUUUCAAGGCCCCGCUGCUGUCGAAAGACGAACGACCGCGAACCCUCCCGUACCGAGUGUGCCCAACGUGGGCUCUUUGCGUGGAAAUUUGAGGCCUACAGGCAAGUCUCUGGGCAGAGACGAUGUGUUUGCCGACCGGGAUGAUGACCACACGACAGCCAGCGGUAGCGGCAGUCCGGAAUGGGGCGAUCGCAGCGCCAGCCCUGCGACGAGCAUGGGAAGCAUCACUAAGAGCACAAGUAACUUGCAGUCCAAGAAAGCGCCGCCCCCUCCUCCCCCGAGCCGUGCGAAGAAGCCGGCACCACCGAUUCCUGCCAAGAGAGAGGUCGGGUACUAG